AGAUUAUGGUGCUUUAAGACGAAGCGACCAGUCAUUUUCUGCUGGCUUCUUAAAUCUCCGUCCUGUUUCUGUCCGUUAAGAUUUAUUCACAUUUCUCAAGGAUCGCGACAGACUUCUUUUGUUUUUUCCUUCGGUUUUCUCUGAGCGCGCAGGCUCAAAUCCCGCUCUGGUGCCGUUGGACUGAGGGAGGCGCAUCAGCUGGUGGCAGGGAACCCGGAGCUCCGCGUCUGGACCCGAGCCAAAAGCUGUCUGGUGUCAAACCAGCCCGAACAGAUACGCCGAGACAUCUCAUUUCUUCCCUUCAUUCCUGAAGCGGCAGCCUGCCCACCCCUUGUGUAAAGUAUUUGAACCUGAUAGCUCAUCACCCGUCUGUCCCCUGCGUGAGGAUCUCUGCGGGGCUAUAAGACGCUCUGCGGAGCCUUCCUCCGGCAGAUCCCCCAUGGCUUUUACGCGCAGAUCGCCCUUGCUCUCACUUCUCUGUACUUCAGACUUUAUUUGUUGACCCACCGACUUUUUUUUUUUUUAAUAAUUAUAUAUAUAUCCAUUUUCAAAUGUUUCUUCCAUCCAUGGAAAUGCUCCGUGCAUAUCCAUAAAGAACCAAAUUCUGCUUAAUAUGAACUUUUUGCCAAGUGGAAUAUGUUUCUUUCUAUCGGCAGCAACCUGCUGGCUGACGGCCAAGGUCGAUGCGUCCUGGUGGUACAUGGGCACCCUGGGUUCCCAGGUGAUGUGCGACAACAUCCCCGGCCUGGUGAACAAACAGCGCCAACUCUGCCGCCAGCACCCCAAGGUAAUGCAGGCCAUCGGGGCCGGGAUGAAGGAGUGGAUCUCUGAGUGUCAGCACCAGUUCCGUAACCACCGCUGGAACUGCAACACAACAGCCAGGGACCACAACUUGUUUGGCCGUCUGCUGCUACGCGGCAGCCGAGAAGUUGCCUUUGUGUACGCCAUCUCCUCUGCAGGAGUGGUGUAUACUUUGGCCCGAGCUUGCAGCCAGGGCGACCUGGACAACUGCUCCUGUGACCCCACCAAGAAGGGCUCAUCACGGGACUCCAAGGGCUCCUUCGACUGGGGAGGCUGCAGCGAUCAUGUGGAGCACGCCAUUCACUUCAGCCAAAUCUUUGUGGAUGCCAAGGAGAGGAAAGAGAGGGAUGCCCGAGCGCUCAUGAACCUGCACAACAACAGAGCUGGCAGGAAGGCAGUGAAGCGCUUCAUGACUCUACAGUGUAAAUGCCAUGGCGUCAGUGGCUCGUGCAGCGUCCGUACCUGCUGGCAGGCUAUGGCCGACUUCCGUCGCACUGGUGACCACCUGAGGAGGAGAUACAACGGAGCUGUGCAGGUCGCAGUCAAUCAGUAUGGAACUGGCUUUACAGCCGCGCACACACACUUCAAACGGCCCAGCAAAAAUGAUCUGGUCUACCUGGAAGACUCGCCAGACUACUGUAUACGGGACCCUCAGUCAGGGUCGAUGGGCACGGCGGGCCGGCUCUGCAGCCGGGCGUCCCGCGGCUCGGACGGCUGCGAGGUAAUGUGCUGCGGCCGAGGCUACGACACGGCGCGGGUCAGCCGCACCACCAAGUGCGAGUGCAAGUUCCACUGGUGCUGCUCCGUCCACUGCAGAGACUGCCAGCAGCUGGUGGACGAGUUCACCUGCAAGUCCCAGACAUAGUGGGAGCUGCUGCUGCCGUCAGGACGGAUGUGUUCAUGCUAACCGGAGCUCUUAAUAUAUUUCUAGAUAGACUUCAGUCACUGUCUGCUGCUCCUGCUAAUGCUGGCUCUAAGAAACGUCUCAUUCCUCGACCCGAAGACCAUCAGACCAGACUGAUGAAACUAAAGUAUUUCAACUUUUUCA
Messenger RNA from Poecilia latipinna (sailfin molly), 1849 nucleotides. RefSeq names its product wingless-type MMTV integration site family member 2 (gene wnt2). Gene Ontology annotation, molecular function: frizzled binding; cytokine activity. NCBI's taxonomy places the organism in Eukaryota, Metazoa, Chordata, Actinopteri, Cyprinodontiformes, Poeciliidae. Bases 614 to 1666 code for a protein of 350 amino acids. The transcript has 5 exons. Gene Ontology annotation, biological process: neuron differentiation; cell fate commitment; multicellular organism development. The record is from RefSeq and is a predicted model, not a curated record. Gene Ontology annotation, cellular component: extracellular region.